GUGUGCGUUUAAAGCCGCCUCUGUGGUCACCACCUAAAAGGGUCAAACAUGGGUGCUUCCUAUUCUUUAUGCUCUCAUUCCACUACCCUCUCCACUCACACCCUUCUGCACUCACAUCCCAAAGCCACUGCCUUUUCUCAUAUAAGACAAUCUGGAUUACCAAAUCCAUCUUUCAAAUUGAAUCCAACCAAUCAAAUAUUCCAGACCCAUCUCAGGAUCAUGGCCCAACCCUCGCAAGUUUUGCCUCUCCAGGGUGGGAAAGUUGAAGUUGGGGAGACCCAAGAGGGAAAUGGCACAAGACCCUUGUUGGAUUUUCAUAGGAUUGAUCAGGAAUUGGUUGAGAAGAUUGUGUACGAUGCUCUUGUUUGGAGCUCUCUUCAUGGGCUUGUUGUUGGUGACAAGUCUGUUCAGAGAUCAGGAAAAGUACCUGGUGUGGGCAUGGUACAUGCACCGUUUGCUUUAUUGCCGAUGCCGUUUCCAGAAAGUCAUUGGAAGCAAGCGUGUGAGUUAGCCCCCAUAUUUAAUGAACUUGUUGAUCGAGUGAGUUUGGAUGCAAAGUUUCUGCAGGAUUCACUGUCCAGAACGAAGAAAUCGGAUGCUUUUACAUCUGGACUUCUAUAUAUUCAUUCCAAGAUGCAAGAGAUUAACAAGAAAGAGGAUAUACGCUUGGGUUUACAUCGCUCAGAUUAUAUGCUUGAUGAACAAACUAAACUACUCCUUCAGAUAGAGAUGAACACAAUUUCAUGUUCAUUUCCAGGACUUGGUUGUCUUGUCAGUGAUCUUCACAGGAGCUUACUCAACCACUAUGGAGAAUUUCUUGGAUUGGAUUCCAAAAGAGUUCCUAAUAAUCCUGCAGCCAGUCAGUUUGUAGAGGCUUUGGCUAAAGCUUGGACGGAAUACAAUAACCCAAGGGCUGUAGUCAUGUUCGUGGUUCAGGCUGAUGAACGCAACAUGUAUGACCAACACUGGCUUUCUGCCCUAUUGAAAGAAAUACAUAAUGUAUCAACUCUUCGGAAAACAUUGGCAGAAAUUGACACAGAGGGGGAGCUUCUACCAGAUGGAACACUUGUUGUGGGUGGCCAAGCAAUUGCUGUUGUGUAUUUCAGAGCUGGGUACACACCAAAUGAUUAUCCUUCUGAAUCAGAGUGGAGAGCAAGGCUACUCAUGGAGCAGUCAUCUGCCAUCAAGUGCCCCUCAAUUUCUUAUCAUCUAGCAGGGACCAAAAAGAUCCAACAAGAACUUGUGAAGCCUAAUGUUCUUGAGAGGUUUGUUGACAAUAAAGAGGACAUUGCAAAAUUGCGGAAAUGCUUUGCAGGAUUGUGGAGUUUGGAUGACUCGGAUAUCGUAAAAGACGCAAUAGAAAGGCCUGGAUUAUAUGUUAUGAAGCCCCAAAGAGAAGGCGGAGGGAACAAUAUCUAUGGCAAUGACGUGAGGGAAGCCCUCGUGAGAUUGCAGAAAGAAGGAUCAGAAGCAGAUGCUGCUUAUAUCCUAAUGCAGAGGAUAUUCCCUAUUGUUUCUCACACACUCUUGAUGCGCAAUGGCAUUUGUUAUAAAGAUGAUACUGUAUCUGAGCUGGGGAUAUAUGGUGCUUACUUAAGGAACAAAGAGAAAGUGAUCUUGAAUGACCAGUGUGGCUACCUGAUGCGGACCAAGGCUGCUUCAUCAGAUGAAGGUGGAGUUGCAGCUGGAUUUGCAGUCUUAGAUAGUUUAUAUUUAACCUGAGGAAUCUGGCUUCCUAAUUCUGCUUAAAUGGGUUGAUUCGUAGAGCCAAAUACUUCACGGUUGAUUUAUUUACUCAUAAUAAAACAUACCACAAGAUCCGAGAGGUUACUGAAUUUUGACAAGUCAAAACACAUUUUUCAUGUAUUUGUUCCCAUUUUCGCUUCAUUUAUUUACAGAGAGAAAAGAGCAGUAA
This is a messenger RNA of Prunus mume (Japanese apricot), 1915 nucleotides long. It is a transcript of the gene GSH2, whose product is annotated as glutathione synthetase 2. Gene Ontology annotation, molecular function: glutathione synthase activity; ATP binding; glutathione binding. NCBI's taxonomy places the organism in Eukaryota, Viridiplantae, Streptophyta, Magnoliopsida, Rosales, Rosaceae. Gene Ontology annotation, biological process: glutathione biosynthetic process. Gene Ontology annotation, cellular component: cytosol. The record is from RefSeq and is a predicted model, not a curated record.